GCACCAGCACCAGCAGCAGCAGCAGCAGUUAACGGGCAGACAGGACACCGGAGACCAGGAAGCAUCGAUGGCCCCGGUGCCUGCGGACUGAAGAAUGGGCUCCGCGGUGUCAUGGCCAGAUCCAGCAGCAGAAGCUCCGGGGACGGGGAGCCGCGGGGCCCCGGGCCGGCGGAGCGCCCCGAGCCCCGGGAACUGUCUCUGGAGGAGGUGCUGAAGUGCUACGACCAGCCCAUCAACGAGGAGCAGGCAUGGGCCGUGUGCUACCAGAGCUGCCGCGGGCUGCCGGUGCCUCCGCCGCCCGCCGGCACCGGCACCGGCAGCGGGAAGGAGCCGUCCUCCAUCCUCCUGCACCGGGACGGGACCGUGUGCUUACAGCGGGAGCCCCGGAGCCACGAUGAUUCUGAUGAAACUGCUCCGUCACCGACUGCAGAGCGACAGGUGGUCCAGUCGCUGGGCGUGGCCAUCUACAGAGCUCUGGACUGGGGCCUGGACGACAGCGAGGAGCGGGAGCUCAGUCCACAGCUGGAGCGCCUCAUCGAGCGCAUGGCCGGCGAGGACCGGGACGAAGAGGUGGACCGCAUCGCCGGGAACGGAACCACAGACGAGGGGUACAGCGGACAGGAGGAGGAAGAGGAGGAGGAGGAGGAGAAGGGGGGGGCCAUGAGGCCGGUGCGUACGUUCCGCCAGGUGAUGGCGAGGUGUGCGUCUCGGCUGUCCGAUCCCAGCCUGGCUCCAGAGCACUACCAGGCUGUGUGCAGGGCUCUGUUCCUGGAGACCCUGGAGCUGCAGACCUUCCUCACCAAGAUCAGAGACGCCAAGGACAUGCUGAAGAAGAUCACGACAGAGGAAGCUCUGGAGGACCGGUCCACCGCCGAGCUGGACGCCCUGAAGAACCGAGACUGGGCCCGUCUGUGGGUGCAGCUGAUGAAGGACCUCCGUCAGGGAGUGAAGCUGAAGAAGGUGCAGGAGCAGCCGUUCAACCCGCUGCCCUCAGAGUUCAGCCUCACGCCCUUCGAGAUGCUGAUGCAGGACAUUCGAGCGAGAAGGUUCCAGCUGCGUAAAGUCAUGGUGGACGGGGACAUUCCCACCACAGUGAAGAGAAAUGCACAUGAGCUGAUCCUGGAUUUCAUCCGGUCCAGACCUCCACUCAAACCAGUGAUGGAGCGCAGCCUCCCCCCCCCUCCCCUGCAGCAGCCCUCCCUCCACGACCGGGUCCUGGCUGGGAUCAAGCAGGAGAGGAAGCUCCGCCCCGUGGACCCGCCCAGCUCCAGACCUUUCGGCUCUCUGCCCUGUCUCGCUCAGACUUGUCCCUGCAGCGUCAAAUCUACGUCCUGCAUGGACCUGUCGGUGUCGGACACCGGGCCCCGGGCCCCGUCCCGCCCCCGCGUCCUGCUCAAGGCCCCGACUCUGGCCGAGAUGGAGGAGAUGAUCAUAUCAGAGGAGGAGGAGUCCCCGGACAGCAGCGAGCUGAAUCGGGUGGAGAUCUCCCUCACGCCUCUGAAACGGGAUCGAUCCUUCUCAGAGCACGACCUGGCCCUGCUCCGUGGAGAGAUGCUUCCCUCGCUCUCUGAGUCGGCCCAGCAGGAUGGGGGGGUCCGGCUCAGGGGUCAGAGGCCGCGGUCCCGGACGCUGACCAGCGGCGGACCACCUCCUUACUUCAGAGCAUCGUUCCCGGGUCACAGCUGGACGCCGUCCUCCCCGGCCCGUCUGUCUCUGAGCUCGGUGGACGAGACCACGGAGACCUCAGAGGCCACGUCCCGCUCCAGAGCUGCAGACGAGCACCAGUGGAUGGAGGAGUUCAGUCACCCGGUGGAGAGUCUGGCUCUCACCGUGGACGAGGUCAUCAACGUGCGCCGGGUGCUCGUCAAGGCGGAGAUGGAGAAGUUCCUUCAGAACAAAGAGCUCUACAACAACCUGAGGAGAGGCAAGGUCUGCUGCUGCUGCAGAGUCAAGUUCCCUCUCUUCUCGUGGCCGUCCACGUGCCUCCUGUGUAAAAGAUCCGUCUGUGGCUCCUGCAGCGCGAAGAUGAAGAUUCCCUCGAAGAAGAUGGCUCAUAUCCCCGUGUACACGGUGGGAUUCCACAGCACCCCCAAGAGCCACGGACACAAGAGCCAAGUCUACAAGUCCCUGAGGACGUUGUCCCGGCGCUCGGUGGAGGAGGAGUUCCCUCACCUCUACGCUCACGGCUGCACGCUGCGCGACGUCUGCGCCGACUGCACCAAGUUCGUGGCCGAUGUCAUUUCCUCCAGCCGCCGGAGCCUGGACAUCCUCAACAACACUCCCAAGAGGGAGGCCAGGGCGGCUGCUCCGAGGCCGCAGCUGCAGCGCCAGUUCCACCUGGAGACUCCCCCCCAGCCGCACCCUCCCCCCCAGCCUCACCUCCCCCAGCCUCCCCCCCAGCUCCCUCCCCAGGCCCCUCAGCUACAGCAGUGACUUCACGCAUCAUUGCCUCCUUCAUCGCCGCAGCUCCGCACCGAGACGAUCAACAAUGUGAACCAAUGAUUAGAUACACACUGUUUGACUCUCUGACACUGCACACACACACACACACACACACACACACACACCCUCCCUGUGUUUUUCUUGCUGUUGGGUUGUAAUACUCGAGCCUCAGAUGUCUCCUCGCUUGCUGGAGCCUCGAGGACCUGUAGACGUGCUGCUCUGGGGAGGAUCCAGCUGUGUGAGGGACAUGUCUUCAGAGAUGAGACGCACGUUAUGAUCCAGUGAACUCUUCUUCAAUGAAGAACUUAAUGAAAUGAUGUGAAACGCUGUCUAUAGAGUUUUUAGUGAGAAUCUAGAGACACUGCCUCACUCGUCAUCCGGCUCCUUGUCGCUCCCACAUCUCACAGAGCUCCUCACGUGCACAGAGCUCCUCACGUGCACAGAGCUCCUCACGUGCACAGAGCUCCUCACGUGCACAUGCAUGCACAGAGCGUCUCACCUCAGAGGCUUCCAGCAGGAGCCAGUUCUCCCUGCAGCUCCAGGACCCGACGCUCUGGAGCUCACUGCUUCACUCUGUGGUGGAGGUGGGUGGCGACCCUGAACAUUUUAGCUCCCUGUUGCUGCCUUGUGUUUACUCAUGAAUGUAAUGUAGAGGAACUGAAACAGAAUGACAUUUAAUCAAAUUCUAAGCUCGCACAUAUAUUAACUUUUAUUUUAAAAUCAUCCUUAAAAAGGGAUUUAUCCAACGAGCGCCUGCUGCUUUCAAAAGUCCCGGGAACGAGCGGCUGAGGUUGGAUGGUGACGACACUGUGAAUGUAGAGCGGCUGGUUGACUGAUUGACUGAUGGAACUCUCUCUCUCUCUCUGUCUCUGUCUCUCUCUCUCUUUCGCUCUCUCUCUGUCUCUCUCUCUCUCUCUCAGCUGUUGUAAUCUGCUCUGUUUUUUUUUGUUGUAAACACUAGAAAAACCUCGACUGCAAUAAAACCCAACAACAAACACGA
Messenger RNA from Platichthys flesus (European flounder), 3442 nucleotides. RefSeq names its product spire-type actin nucleation factor 2 (gene spire2). NCBI's taxonomy places the organism in Eukaryota, Metazoa, Chordata, Actinopteri, Pleuronectiformes, Pleuronectidae. Gene Ontology annotation, molecular function: actin binding. The coding region runs from base 112 to 2433 and encodes 773 amino acids. The record is from RefSeq and is a predicted model, not a curated record. Gene Ontology annotation, biological process: cleavage furrow formation; Golgi vesicle transport; establishment of meiotic spindle localization. Gene Ontology annotation, cellular component: cell cortex; cytoplasmic vesicle membrane. The transcript is spliced from 15 exons.